Messenger RNA from Aedes albopictus (Asian tiger mosquito), 5376 nucleotides. RefSeq lists its product as uncharacterized. The record is from RefSeq and is a predicted model, not a curated record. Gene Ontology annotation, biological process: inositol phosphate biosynthetic process. Gene Ontology annotation, cellular component: nucleus; cytoplasm. The coding region runs from base 1440 to 4286 and encodes 948 amino acids. Lineage: Eukaryota; Metazoa; Arthropoda; Insecta; Diptera; Culicidae. Gene Ontology annotation, molecular function: inositol tetrakisphosphate kinase activity; inositol-1,4,5-trisphosphate 3-kinase activity. The transcript is spliced from 8 exons.
GUUAUCCGGGUGAGACCCCUCGUAGCCAAACCGGACCCGCUAUUUGCAUACACUCACGAACGAACCAAUGAACGGCAACGGAUUCCAUUAAUUUUCUCAUCCAUUCGAACCUGUACAUCGCGCCGCCGGACGCACCGAUCAAGUUCCUAGACGUCCACCACCUCUGUCAGAUCGUUCGGAAGCCUUUUACCUGCGAGCUGUGAGGGUCUCUCUAUGCCGAGUUGUGUGUGCUACCUACAUCAACGGCUACAACAACACGUGCGUGCGCGAAUGUGAGUAUGUGCAAAACCAUUGCGGUUUUUGAGGUUAUUGCACAUGGGCGCGUCAAAUGCGUGAUUCGCAGAUCGAGUUUGCUCUCGUUUUUUUUUAUUCUCUAAAUCAAAGUCACCUGUGGGUCUAGCUAGUGUCAUUAGGCUGCUGCUGCCGUUGCUGACGUUAGUGAUCGCGCGGUUCAAACUUGAUUGUCAUCGGUUGCUACGGUGACGGCGAACAACGAUCGACGGUUGCUGUAAUCAGUCAGCGUUAGUUGGUGACCUCCAAUUCGAGUGAAUAUUUUUUCUUCAGUGUAUGUGGGCACGUGUUUUCAAUGGAAUAGAGGUGCACUCAAGAAAAAAGCAAUCGAAUACCUAUAUUCCCAAAAUGCAGAAGCAAGGUCAAUGAAAUUGUGCGAGGUGUGUCGUCGCGUGUAUAUUGUUUCUCUCGGGCAUUUGGAAUUCCCAAUUACGCGUGGCGGUUGGCUGCAGCAGAGCGGGAAGAAGGAAAGUGAGUGGUUUGCGUUUAAUCGAAUCUCCAGCUGUUUUGUGUUUGGCGGUGUGAUGAUGCAAAUGGGAUAAUUUAUUCAGUUGCCCAUUCUGCUGCUGGUUCAGGGGUAUCCAGCAGGAAGAGAAAUGAGAAGAAAAGCCGUUCAGUACCGAUCCCGCGGGUGUUGGUUUAAUUGGUAUGUGAAGAAUGUAAAAUAAAAAAAAAAACGGCGCAAGGUGUUUUGUGCGGUGUGCUUAACGACGACGAUCAAUGAAUUCGUUAUUUUCGACGUGCAUUUGAAUUUAUAAUUCCGAAGAAAACGAUACUUCGACUCAGUAGGCCGAUCAUCGCCGGUUCUGAAGAUUUAUCCGUGUGCGCACAACCCAGUCAGUACUGCACACACAGCGAAUAGAUAACGUCAACGGCGGCAGCAGAGGACCGACCGGUGGACCGUCCCAAACCAAAGUGAAUCCGAGAUUGCAGUCCAGCCCGCCUCCCCUCGCUCAGCGUGACUUAAUCCGAUUGACACUCACUGUCGUCGUCCGUCGAAUUUUUUUUUCUGGGAAAUUCCCUCGACGUACUUGUGGAGCUGUACGAUUGCAGUAUCUUGUCGUCUUCGGUGGUUGAUCGGAAUAAUCCCCGGUAUGACCUCAGCGGGCUCGUAGUGUGCGACGGAGUGUGGGGGUGGGGUGGUAGGGAUGUCCUCUGAGUGUCCGAACUGUUCAACAACGGUGGCCGGACUGGUGGGUAUGUUCGAAUCGCAGUCGACAACUGACGUCAAAGGCGCAGCUACCGGCCAUAUUUGUUCAGUGCUCGGCAACGCGCCUACUACGACGAGAGAACACCGUGUAGAAGGCCGAGGAACCGCAGAAGAGAUCGAGGAGUACAAAGAGGGCGGUGCAAUGACUGGAGCAAGAGCGGUCGGAGGCAGUAGGCCUCGCCAGAGAAAGACGGCCGUCUACAAGUGCUACUGGGAUGCCGGGAAAGGGGAUGGGGAAGGGGAACGGCUCUCGGGUUCUGGGUCCGGUUCGUUUUCUUCCGGGGUUGAGAGCGACGAGGACAUGGUCAGGUUUCCGUGCGUCGAACGGCUUAUUGAAAUGUAUGCAAACAUAAUCAAGCAGAAGGAGGCCGAGACGCAGAGCUUCCUGAACAGUAUGACCAUGGAGAAGGGCGGAGGAAGGAGCCGACGGGAUGAUAGUGAUAAAAGACGAUUAGAUAAGAAGCCAGUCGAAGCCGGUGGUGAUAAGACAGGUGCAAACGGUGCCAAUGAAGCACAGUCGAGUUCGACUAGCAGUACGAUACUGGUAGAGCAGCUGGACGCCAGCAGCUCCGUUCGGAUCCGUGAAAAUAGAAGUCCCGUCUCCGACGACGGUUGGAGCACCACUCGGCAAAGCCCUUACUGUUCAAGUGACGAAGAAAGCAGCAAUACCAACGCUAAGCGGAAGAUGAAGAACCGCGAAAAGGUUACCCGAUCGUCCAGUUCGGACUCCGCUCUCGGGCUAGACGAAGACAUCAACCAACAAGAACAACAACAGAUCAUCUCCAGCGUAGGCAAAACUCGUCGACUAACCCUCGGAGUAUUGGACAUCCCACUACGUUCAGCUCUCCUCCCUGUAGCAGAACCGGCACUCCUCCCAAGCUCAGACAGCGCAUCCAUCAAUGCAGCUGUUGACCAGUGUCCCAUGGUCGUCCGCAGCAAGAUGAUCCUGGAAGCUCAGCUCAUAGAACUCCCGCUCGGAACGAGCUCACCCCUCGCAGACUCCGGCUCUACGGAAGCCCUCGGUAGCCCAAACAACUCGAUCUCCCGCCGAGAAUCCGCCCAAAGCUACGUCAGCGAUUCCGGAGUAGACGGCGUCCGCUACGUGCGGACGCCCUCCGUAGUGGUAUCGGACUACUCGGACGACACCAUGUGCGGCAUCACCCUAGAAGAGAUUGAAUACCUGCGGCGUCAUCGUCUUCGCCGGGCAUCCACCGACGGUGACGAUUCGGACAUCAGCGCGGCCUCUUCCUGCAGCAAUCUGAACUACUGCGGUUCAUCGAUCAGUGCCCUCGAGGGUUGUGACUAUCAGUGUGGCCUGCGAACUCCCGAACGGAAGGUUUCCGACUGUUCGACCUGCUCGACGCUCAGCUGCGAAGAGGACGCGGAGGCGGGCUUGAGGCAACGGUUGCAGGAACUCGGUCUGCGGCCACCGGUCAGUGAUCUCAGCGAGAAGGUGUUCCCGGAGCUGGACGCCAAGAAGCGGCCCAAAAAGAAGCCCUCGGGAUGGCGAAAGCUACGCAACAUCGUUCAGUGGACGCCGUUCUUCCAGACGUACAAAAAGCAGCGGUACCCGUGGGUGCAGCUAGCCGGCCAUCAGGGCAACUUCAAGGCCGGACCGGACCAGGGCACGGUGCUGAAGAAGCUGUGCCCCAAGGAGGAGAAGUGCUUUAAGGUCCUCAUGAAAGACGUACUCCGACCGUACGUCCCGGAGUACAAGGGCCAUGUCAACAGCGACGAUGGUGAAUCCACCUACAUCCAGUUGCAAGAUCUGCUCACCGACUUCUACCAGCCGUGCGUAAUGGACUGCAAGAUUGGCGUACGGACCUACCUGGAGGAGGAGCUCUCCAAAGCCAAAGAGAAGCCGAAAUUGCGAAAGGACAUGUACGAAAAGAUGAUCCAAAUCGACCCGAACGCACCGACUGAGGAGGAACACCGCGCCAAGGGUGUCACCAAGCCACGCUACAUGGUGUGGCGGGAAACGAUCUCCAGCACCUCGACGCUCGGCUUCCGGAUAGAGGGCAUUAAAAAGAGUGACGGCACAAGUUCCAAGGACUUCAAAACGACAAAGUCCCGAGAGCAGAUUAUAGAGGCUUUCCGCGAGUUCACAGAAGGAUUCCCGCAUGCUAUGCCCAAAUACAUCCAACGGUUGAAGGCCAUCCGGGCAACCCUUAGCUAUUCGGACUUCUUCAAGCGUCACGAAGUGAUCGGAUCGUCCCUGCUGUUCGUGCAUGAUCGUCACAACGCGAGCGUAUGGUUGAUCGACUUCGCCAAAACGGUGACCCUGCCGGACAAGGUGGACAUCACCCACGAGAACAAAUGGAAAGUGGGCAACCACGAGGACGGCUAUCUGAUCGGUAUCAACAACCUGAUCGACAUAUUCCAGGAGGUGCACGAUGCGCACCAGGCGGCCCUCUCCGAGCGGAUACCGAGGCUAUCGCUACCCGACUUGGACCUGAACCUGGACCUCAGCAAUAACAACAACAACAACAACAACAGCAACAAAUCUAGUAGUAACAAUCACAGUAGUCCACCGACGGCGACGGUAACGAGUGAGCAGCUGCUACAGCAACCGGAAGCACAGCCUUCUUUGGUGGAUGGACUGGGCUCGCUGGAGCUCAGUUCAGCGACGACAACGGAGGCGGAUGGCAGCACUGGCAAUAGCAGCGCUGCCAACUGUCUCAACAACAACAACUGCGACUGCAAAGGGGAUGAUCUGUCCUCGUCGUCAUCCCCACCGGUGACGUCGACACAAUCGACGCCGGACGUUCCGGAUUCGAACAGUUAAUCGCGCGCAACGAUAUUACGGUAACUAUGAGGUCUACCGUUUCUUCUCACGAUUAGAUAAUAAAGAAGCAUUAGGGUCAUUUCAUGUGGAAGUGAUCGAAACAUAGAGAUUGAGGCGUGUCUCAAGUAGCUUAUUGAAUUUUAUCACGGCUGUGGUGAUCAAAAUUUGACUUUGAAACUGUUUGAAAACCUUAAAAUGCUUCGACCUCUUUUUGCGUCCUUUUUAGCUUCCUCAUUUUUUUAAUUUCUAAAAACCUAUUAAAACUAACCACAUUCCUGAUUAAAGCAAAAGUUUUUAACACUUCAAAAGCUCAAUUUUGGCCACCAUAAUCGUAAUAAAGCCAUAAAAAAUGCUACUACAUAAAAGUGAAAUGACCCAGACUAGCAAUUUACACAGCAAAGUAAAAGAGAGCAUUUUUACUAUAAAAAAAUAGUGCAACACGAAAUACGAAACGAGAGCAGUGCAAACACAGUGCUCGCCAACAAGAGUCUGACCUGGGACUGAAACUAACAAGCUGUCGAUUUAUUCAGAUGGAAAGCUGCAAAAAGGGGGGAUUAGUUUUUGCAGAAACUAAACAAAAGGAGGCAAUAUUGAAAUCGGCAAACUCGUAAGCUUCAAAGUCUAAUAGUAUUGUUUUUCGCAAUAAAAGAAAAAGACGUGUUAACUUUUUUUUCUCUGUACAGAACUCAAUCGUUAUUAUUGUAUAUCUUAUGUUUCGUAGACAUUUACGAGUUAUUUAUACAAGCCUUUAUAUACAAAACUAAGAAAAACAGAAGUUGUAUUACACUGCUGUACAAUAAGUCAAUCUGCGCGUUGUUUCUAUAGUGAACCCCCUGACAGUUCAGCUGGGUUGAUAUCGAGAAGAAGAAGAAAUCUCGAUGAACAAAAAUGAAAAAUCAUUGGCUAUUGCAGAUAAACGUUAAAGACCCCAGCGAACGUGCGAGUGUUACUGAGAAAUUUAUUGAGUAGAACUUUUUUUUUAAGGCAGAUGAGAACACACCUAUACUAUAUACUAGAUUUUUAAGCAAAUGUAGCAUGAAUUUUAUUGAAAGGAAUAAAUUAUUUGCAGCCCAGUGCAGUGCUGAAAGUG